UCGCCUUUCUCCGUACUUCCAUUGUCGUCGCCUUCGCUGUCGUCGUUGUCGUCGACGUUGAGCUCGUCGUUAGCGGUUGUUUGUUGAUCACAAACAUUAGAAGCAGGAACCACAACCACCGAUAUGCUCACAAGCUCACGGAUCAGUAACCUUGCCACUUCAAAAUCUCCUCCUCCUAACGGUCUUCUACCGCAAAAUAACAGCAGCAACAGCUCACAACAGCGUGACGCUUUGACUGCAUUAUACCACCAGAACAACCACAGUACACAAACAAUCUCAUCAACGCCCAACAUUCACCAUCCACAGACAAUCCAAAUCCCUAUGCUCGGCACCUUGCAGGUGCCCCAGCCCCAGCAAAAUCAGGGUGGCCAACAGCAGCAGGGUUCCAUUGGCCAGCAACAACCUCAGGGUCAGCCUGGACAGUCUCAGGGCAUCCCACCACCACCCCCGCAGAAUGGUCAGGACUUCAAUCUUUCCAGCGUCUUGCACUUUUUGCAGACAGAAUGGCGUCGUUAUGAGCGUGAUAGAAACGAGUGGGAGAUUGAGAGAGCUGAAAUGAGGGCUCGUAUAGCUCUCCUCGAGGGCGAGCGACGCUCAUUCGAAAAUGUCAAACUCGACCUUAUGCGUCGCAUAAAAAUGCUCGAGUAUGCUCUUCGUAUGGAACGCUCAAAGCAGUUAACUGCGCCCAGUGGCACCGUUCAGUCGUCAAAAUUAGCCGCGCUCCAGCAGCAAGGCGCAAAAGAUGAUACUCAGAGCCAUAAGGAUGGGAGCAGUGGCAGCUCACCACAUAGUGAUGAUUCCCCUUUGCCCUCCGAACGUGCCCCGAACGGGACCUCUGCACCUGCUGCACGACAGCCCUCGUGGCCCGGUACGAGUAUGAAUUGGAGCACAGGCCUGCCAUCCGUCGGGUCCGUUGGUAAGCCGCCACCAGGACGCGACCCGAAGAGCCGCGCACGGAGCAGAGACUACCUCAAGCAAUGUUUGCAGGAAAUCUCAUACCUCACCUCUCCGCAAGCAAUGAACCCACUCCCGAAUCGUCCGCUGAUCUCAUCAGGACUUGUGAACCCAACAGCACCAAGCCAAACCUUCGAGCCGAUCUACAAUGGUCGGCCUCGUAAACAAUUGCCAGAUUCUGGGCCUGGGGUCACAGUCAUUGGCGGACCAGGGAAUAAAGACUUCCCGAUGCUAAGUGGUGGUGUGGGUUCGAUGUCGGGCCCUGGAAGUGGGCCAGCAUCGACCGGACCAUUGGAACGGGGUAGUCCACUGAAUGUUGGUGCGGGCAUGUUCCAGCAGCAGCAACCGCAGCAGCAGCAGAUGCAGAGCCAAGAAAGGUCUCAACCACCUCAACCACCCCAGCCUCAGCAGCUUCCGCCACAGCAGGUGCCCCCGCAGACAGCACCACAGCCGCCUCCGGAGAAAGAGGGAGCGCCAACUCCGGAUACUGAGACAUCGCGCCAUUUGACGGCGAUCUUCCGUCCCGAUGAUCAGGGUGAGUGGCGAGAGAAGUUGCGGUCGUCGUAUGAGCAGCACAUGAAGAUGCAGCGGUGGCGUGAUGACGAGGAAGGCGAAGGCGAGGGUGAGGAUGUCGGAGAAGAUGAAGAUGAGGUGGAGAGUGUCGGUGUUGGAGUUGAGGAGGGCGAAGGCGACGGCGGAAAGAUAUGGAAGGCUAAGCGAACAUUAAGAAACCAUCUGGAUGCAGUGCGUGCACUUGCAUUCCACCCCACGGAACUAUGUCUUGCAACCGGUGGGGAUGACUGUACAGUGAAAAUCUGGCGCAUGGAUGUCGCGAGUCUAGCAUCUUCUGCUACUCGUCCCACUACCGAUUUCGAGCCCCAACUUACGCUGCGUGGCCACUCUGCCGCAAUAACGCGUCUCGUGCAUUCCCCUUCUAAGCAUCUCAUCUACAGCGCAUCGCUCGACUCAAGCAUCCGGAUCUGGGCGCUGCCCUCACCAUCGCACACGACAUAUGCGCCAUACGACGACACAUCCGCACGCGGCGAGCUGGUGGGACACACCGAUGCCGUCUGGGACCUUGCCCUUGUGAGGGAUGAGAAUGCGUUGGUGAGCUGCGGUGCCGAGGGCUCGAUAAAGGUGUGGGAUGUAAGCGGAGCCAUAGAAGGUCGCACGAGCUUGAGAUUGUCAUGGGGUUAUUACGGCUUAGACCAUGAAGGGGAUGAAGAGGAAGAAAAGGAGAAAGAGAAAGAUCCAGGAGCCACUGCGGUUGAGGCGAUCAAGUCUGACUUGAAAAAGGUGGCAGUGGCAUUCCAGAACGCGGUGGUAAAAGUGUUCGAUAUCGAGACUGGAAGAGAGGUGUCGAGAUUGGCGACUGAUGCCACCUAUGAUGGCACCCCUGCGACUCAGGUGAACCGCAUUGUCUCGCACCCAACGAUGUCGUUCCUAGUCACUGCCCACGAGGACAAGUUCAUCCGUAUAUUCGACAUACUGUCAGGACAAUGUACGCACACCAUGCCAGCUCAUCUUGACGGCGUAACAUCGCUGUCGAUCGACGCAGCUGGAUUCUCCCUCGUGUCUGGUUCACAUGAUUGCUCGAUCCGCUUCUGGGAUCUCCUCGGUUCGCGGACCUGCACGCAGGAGAUCACGACACAUCGGGAAAAGGCCAAAGAGGGCAUUCUCGACGUCGAGUUCCACCCUUCAUUACCCUUCAUGGCAAGUGCAGGCGCAGACGGCGUUGUCAAGCUCUACGCAUCGUCAUAGCCUGCUCACGAAACGACCGAAUAUGAUUGACCUUUUGCACUUAUGAUGUCACGCAUUAUAGAUAUCUUCAUACGUAUGCACUAAGGACGGGUCUUUAUGCUCAGUACAAAUUGGCUCUUAUUUUUUCCUUCCUGUUCUUUACCUUGUUCCUGUAUAUUCCCUUUUUGCUGUUUGCAGGUGAUCUUUAUGUUAUCGUCAUGAUCUUGGAUUU
Suillus paluster is the source of this 2926-nucleotide messenger RNA. RefSeq names its product WD40-repeat-containing domain protein. The record is from RefSeq and is a predicted model, not a curated record. Gene Ontology annotation, molecular function: protein binding. Bases 124 to 2715 code for a protein of 863 amino acids. The transcript is spliced from 9 exons. NCBI's taxonomy places the organism in Eukaryota, Fungi, Basidiomycota, Agaricomycetes, Boletales, Suillaceae.